Hibiscus syriacus is the source of this 1802-nucleotide messenger RNA. RefSeq names its product protein IQ-DOMAIN 14-like. The coding region runs from base 197 to 1735 and encodes 512 amino acids. The record is from RefSeq and is a predicted model, not a curated record. NCBI's taxonomy places the organism in Eukaryota, Viridiplantae, Streptophyta, Magnoliopsida, Malvales, Malvaceae. The transcript has 6 exons. Gene Ontology annotation, molecular function: protein binding.
UAAGAAAAAGAGAGAGGGUCUUCUACGGCUGGCUUCUACUGCCUUUUUCUUUCUUAUAACUCAGCUUUUCGAAGGGUUCGUUGUAGAAUUUGGGAUUUGGAAGCUCUCCAUUCAAGAUAGGAGAUCGACCGCACUGCUGAUAUCUCGUUAAUUCUACUUCUUCCGAUGCUUAGUCCGACACACUAAUGCCGUCAGUAUGGGAAAGAAGGGAAGUUGGUUUUCUGCAAUUAAAAGAUUUUUCUUACCAUGCUCCAAGGAAAAGCUAAAUAAUGAAUCAGAUAAAAGAAGUAAUAAGAAAAAGAAGAAAGGCCUUGGAAAAUUAAGGCGUGGAGAAAACAACGCAUUCCUUCCACUCUUCAGAAAGCCCAGCAGUAUCGAGAAAAUCUUGGGGGAGGCUGAACGAGAGCAUAACCUGAUAUUCAGGCCUUCCUCACCUCCGGAGCAGCCCAUUGUGCCUCGUAGACCUGCAUCUCCACAGGUUCAUUCUUCAAGGGGUGCUUCUUCGAGGGGUUCUUCAAAAUCUGUUUCACCUCCACGAGUUGCUUCUCCAUCUCCACCUCAUCCUCCACCCCCACGAGCUGGUUCUCCACAAGUUGCUUCUCCGAGAGGUGUUACUACAAAAGCUUCUCCUCCUAGGAUUGUUGAUCCUGAACCAGAACCAACUUUAAGGAACCAACACGCUUCAGCAACCCAAAUUCAAGCAGCCUAUAGAGGUUAUAAGGCAAGACGAAGUUUUAGAUCUUUGAAAGCACUAGUGAGGCUUCAAGGAGUUGUGAGAGGUCAGAAUGCAAGACGGCAAACUACGAAUGCCAUGAAACAGAUGCAGCUUUUGGUGCGAGUUCAGUCUCAGAUUCAGUCACGCAGGAUCCAGUUGUUCGAAAACCAAGCACAGGACCGGUUUAAGAACGAUAAGGAAGCUGAGAGUACCUUGGGCAAAUGGAUAAGCCAGGCAUCUGAGGCAGGCAACAAAAACUGGGACUAUAGCGUUAUAACAAAAGAAGAAAGGGAAGCAAGACAACAGAGGAAAGAGGAGGCAGCUAUCAAGAUGAGAAGGGCCAUGUCAUAUGCAUAUUCUAACCAGGUACUAUGGAGAGGUAUUCCGGAAACAGCUCGCACCGCUGUUUCCAGCCUGCCCAGCGGGUCUCAAUGGUGGUGGAGCCGGUUAGAUCGUCGUCUACCUCUCCUCAGUGCUCAUGAAAGCAAAAGCAUGAAGAGUUUCCAAACACCACCAAGGCAAAAUUCCGAAUGGAAGCCUAGUUCAAGACCACAGUCAAGCAGCAGCAAGCAAAGGCAGUUCACCAGUGACAACUUUAUUGAAACUCCCACACCAAAAUCCACAAGGUCCACCGUUGUCCCUGCAACAAAACAGAUGCAAACUCCAUCUUCGAGUUCUGGUAAACGACUGUAUCCAAGAUCAAGCAGAGCUGCUUCACCAUUCAACACAAACAUUAAGGACGACGACAGCCUUAUCAGCUGCCCACAAUUUUCGGUUCCGAACUACAUGAAUCCAACAAUUUCAACAAAAGCCAAAGUGAGACCUAGCAGCAAUCCAAGAGAGAGGUACGUUGGAACUCCCCGAAGCGAGUCAAACCGGAGGCUUUCAUACCCAUUUGCACAAGGGGUCGGAUCUUUCAGGUCAAACAAAGGUUCUGUGAGCAAUAUGAGUGUUGAUUCAACACUUUCUACGCCUACCAAUGCAUCCGAUGGAAGAAAGCCAUUUAACAGAUUUGUGUGAUUUUUUCCCACUUUUCCCAAUGAUUAUUGACCUUAAAUUACUUAUUGUGGUGUUCUUAAUUGAGUGU